Molecule: messenger RNA, 1521 nt
Organism: Rhodotorula graminis WP1
Lineage: Eukaryota; Fungi; Basidiomycota; Microbotryomycetes; Sporidiobolales; Sporidiobolaceae
Exons: 9
Coding region: 1-1521 (506 amino acids)
Biological process (GO): maturation of LSU-rRNA from tricistronic rRNA transcript (SSU-rRNA, 5.8S rRNA, LSU-rRNA); translation
Cellular component (GO): cytosolic large ribosomal subunit; ribosome
Molecular function (GO): structural constituent of ribosome; RNA binding
Source: RefSeq, a predicted model, not a curated record
AUGCAGUGCCCUCGCUCUUCAUUGCACACGUUCCACGCCCUGUCGCGCGCGCUGCCCGCCGCGCGCGCGCCCGUCCCGUCGUCGUCGACCGCCGCCAUCUCGUCCCAGCAAGUCCGGCACGCCUCGUGGUCGCUCCCCUCGAUCCGCAACCUCCUGCCGCGCAAGCUGCAGCGCAGUGCCGCCGCCGAGGACGGUGAACCGGCGGCGCAGGCCGCAGGCGAGGACAAGGCGAGCAAGAAGGACGUGUUCGAGCAGGCGAUUGAGGACGAGGACGUCGCGCUGAGCCAGGCGAGGAGCGGGUUGUCGUUCGAGCGCGAGGUCAAGCAGGCGACUUUCCACAAGUCGUCGACGGCCAACUUCAAGACGUCGCGCCGCAAGCUCAACGACCUGUCGCGGCUCGUCGCCGGCCGGACGGCCGACGAGGCCAUCCUCCAGCUCCAGGCGUCGCAAAAGAAGCAGGCACCACGACUGCUGUCGAUGCUCGCGCUCGCGCGCGACCACGCCAUGGCCAAGGGGUUGAGGCGCGAGGAGCUCGUCGUCGCACAAUCGUGGGUGACCAAGGGCCCGGCGCUGCAGCGGCUCGACAUCAAGGGUCGGGGCCGGUUCGGGGUCAAGCACCACCCGUCGUCCAAGCUGCACGUGCUGCUCGCCGAGGGCGAGACGGACGAGGAGCGGCGCCGGUCGAGGAAGCGCGACCAGUGGCGCCGGAGCCUGAGGGGCUUGACCGAGGGCGACGGGGUCGGGGUCGGGCACGGGGCGAGGCCCGUCAUCAAUGCGCACGUCGGCGGGUGGAGGUGCUCGACCCCCCUUGUCCCGGAGACGCUCCUCAAGAAGCGCAAGUCGACUGAGAAGUCGCGCGAGGAGAAGAGGGCCACCGCCCUCGAGGCCCGCAAGGCCCGCAAGGCCAAGCGCUCGGUCAUCUUCAAGCGUGCCGAGCAGUACGUCAACGAGUACAACAAGAAGGAGCGCGAGGAGAUCCGCCUGAGGAGGCAGGCCAAGGCCAACGGCGACUUCUACGUCCCGGCCCAGCCCAAGGUCUACUUUGUCAUGCGCACCAAGGGUAUCAACAACAUUGCCCCGAAGCCGCGCAAGAUCUUGCAGCUCCUCCGUCUCCUCCAGAUCAACAACGGCGUCUUCGUCAAGGUGACCAAGGCGACUACCGAGAUGCUCCUCCGCGUCGAGCCCUACAUCACCUACGGCGAGCCCAACCUCAAGACGGUCCGCGAGCUCAUCUACAAGCGCGGAUACGGCAAGGUCAACAAGCAGCGCCUCCCGCUCUCGUCGAACCAGAUCAUCGAGGAGAACCUCGGCAAGUACGGCGUCCUGUCGAUCGAGGACAUUGUCCACGAGAUCGUCACCGCCGGCCCGCACUUCAAGCAGGUCGCCAACUUCCUGUGGCCGUUCAAGCUCUCGAACCCCAACGGCGGCUUCCGCACGCGCAAGGCCCCGCAGUGGAUCGAGGGCGGCGAGUCGGGCAAGCGCGAGCAGUUCAUCAACGACCUCGUCAAGAAGUGCAACUAA